Malurus melanocephalus (red-backed fairy wren) is the source of this 2585-nucleotide messenger RNA. RefSeq names its product TCDD inducible poly(ADP-ribose) polymerase (gene TIPARP). The transcript has 6 exons. The record is from RefSeq and is a predicted model, not a curated record. Lineage: Eukaryota; Metazoa; Chordata; Aves; Passeriformes; Maluridae. Gene Ontology annotation, molecular function: NAD+ poly-ADP-ribosyltransferase activity; zinc ion binding. Bases 323 to 2332 code for a protein of 669 amino acids.
GAUAUUUAACCGGGCGGCGGAGUGUGUCAGAGGGAGCGGAUCGGAGCGGGUUAGGGCGGGAUGUGCGASCGGACACCUCCCUUGGUGCGGACACGGCGGUGCUGACCCCGCACCGGCCGCGGUCAGGGUGUCCCGGCGCGGCUCCGGCACCGCCCCAGCGCCCGCCUUUAUUUAUUCCAUCUCCCCUCACCACCAGAAAGUGCUUUCGCUUCGGAGUUACCGUGGAUUUGGGUCAGAGCCGCGCCGAGGGAGCCCGCGCCGACYGAUUCUUGGGAGGCUCUGGGACAUUUGAAAGUGAUUUGGAGAGAGCAAAGUCUGUCCGAUGGACACGGAACCCCAGCCGGCGUGUGUGGUGCCCCAGGCUCCCUGCCCAGGAAUGAAGUGCUCUCCUUCAGAGGACUUUUCUCCUCAGAUGAGGCUGUCUGAAAGGAUCCCACCAGUGAAGCCUUGCUUCAAGAAGAAGCAGCAAGUGCAGAAGAGACUGGACACACAAACUCUGCGGGCUUUGCGGCCGAUCUUCAGCAGCCUGCUGGGAGCUGGCACCUUGGAUAGRGUCUUUGUGCCCCGAGGCCAGCGUGGUGGCCAUGGUGAUUUAUGUGAACCUGCUGUGAAAAAGACUCUGGACCUCGGUACCUCUUGCCCUCAGACAGAAAAUAAUGUGACUGUGCUGAUGCCAGCAGCUCCAGAUGUGCAGGGUCAAUUGCCAGGAGCUCGUCCUUCCCCCGGGCAUCCUGAGCAGGACRUCCAGUCAGGAGACAAAGGUUUCUCCCCAGAAACUCCUGGAACUGCUGCUGAUAAUGGUAAUGAAUCAUUCCAGGAUCAUCCUUUGCACCCAAGUGCUAGUGAUGGUGCAGCUUGUCCUUUGUUCCCUGACAAGAUUCUGGAAAGCUACACAUCUGGCUUAUUCCAGGAGAACAGCUGUCCAAUGCAAUACAACUUGACCCCAAGCAAUAAAUUCAGUGCUGGGAUAUUUCAGGAUAAAAGUGAAGAAGCUUCCCUUGAUCUGGUGUUUGAGCUCUUGAACCAGCUGCAGUAUCACACCCACCAGGARGACGGGAUUGAAAUCUGUGUGGAUUUUCUCCAGGGCACUUGUGUUUAUGGCAGUGAUUGUCCCAAGCAUCACACWGUGUUACCCUAUCACUGGCAGGUGAGGAGGACAGCAACCCAGAAGUGGCAAAGUGUGACCAACGAUUCCCAGGAGCAUCUGGAAAGGCUUUACUGCAACCCUGACAAUGACAAGAUCAAAGUCAAGUAUCGGGGCCAGGAGUUCUGGGUGGAUCUGAACCUGAUGAAGUUAUAUGAAAGUGCAGAGUUUGACCAAAUGCGGCGCCUGUCCACAGCCUCGUGCCCCAGCUCCAGCUCCAGCUGCUACACGGUGUGGAAAUACUUCUGCAGGGACCACUUUGGCUGGAGAGAAUAUUCUGAGCCGGUGGUGAGGCUGAUCGAGGAGGCGAGCUGCCGCGGGCUGCGCGAGGUGCGCUUCGUCACCUGGCACAACCAGUACAUCCUCAACAUCAAGGAYGGCUUCCAGCAGAACUCCUGCUUCCGCAGGGAGAUCAAGAGGCGGCCCCUGCUGCGCUCCUGCGUGCUGCUGAUGCCCUUCCUGCAGACCCUGGGUGGCAGCUCCAUGGUGCCCUCGCCGUGCCCUGACCCUGCCACCGCACACGACCUGUCCCCAGCUGCUGUCCCCUCUCCCAGCUUCUACCCUGAGACCUGGAUUGGGAUGGAUCCAGCUCAGGACUUCAUCCAAGUGCCUGUUCUGAAGGAAGACAAAAGCUAUAGAACCAUCUAUAACCUGUUCCACAAGACUGUGCCAGAGACCAAAUACAAGAUUUUGAAAAUCCUGCGAGUGCAGAACCAGUUCCUCUGGGAGAAAUAUAAAAGGAAAAAGGAAUACAUGUCCAAGAAGAUGUCAGGGCUGGACAGGAUCAUGAACGAGCGGCACCUGUUCCACGGCACCUCGCAGGACGUGGUGGACGGGAUCUGCAAGCACAACUUCGACCCGCGGGUGUGUGGCAAGCACGCCACCAUGUUUGGCCAGGGCAGCUACUUUGCCAGGAAGGCCAGCUACUCRCACAACUUCUCCAAGCGCUCGCCCAGGGGCGUGCACUUCAUGUUYCUGGCCAAGGUGCUCACGGGCCGCUACACGGUGGGCAACCACACCAUGAGGAGGCCGCCGCCCGUGGAGCCCGGCAGCAUCACCAGCGACCUGUACGACUCCUGCGUGGACAAUUACUUCGAGCCCCAGAUCUUUGUCAUCUUUAAYGAUGACCAGAGCUACCCCUAUUUCAUCAUCCAGUACGAAGAAGUCAGCAGCACCGUGUCCAUCUGACAGCCUGCGCUGCUCUGGUGCUACCCAUCACAAACUCUCGCCUGGCAGCAGUUUGUGGGGGGGAAAUAAAAUCUGGACACUUCCUAACUGGUGGAAUGACUUGGAAGGAAGGAAAUCUGAAGUGACCAACUGUGCACUUGCUGGUUGAUUCCCUAUGUGGAAAUUUGUACAUAUUUUUCCAUUGUUUAUAGUUGAAAAUCCGUGCCUUUUGUUAUAAAACACUGUUUAUUUAUGUUAGUAAAUAUUCGUGUUU